UUCUUCUCUCUAUCUCUCUCUCUCUCUCUCUCUCAUUCAGUCGUUCGCUGAAAAUCGAACCUGAACCAAAAUGGCCCUUGAACUGUGGGAGACACUGAAGGAGGCGAUCCUGGUCUACACGGGGCUCUCUCCGGCGACCUUCUUUACGGUUAUUGCUCUGUUCCUCGCCGUGUACUACGUGAUAUCGGGGUUGUUUGGGUCAUCGGAUCAGUAUCAGAGGCCCAGGGAAUUCCAGGAAGAGUCGCAGCCUCUGCCGCCUCCGGUGCAGGUCGGGGAGGUCACUGAGGAGGAGCUCAAGCAGUACGAUGGAUCUGAUCCUAAAAAGCCUCUGCUCAUGGCUAUCAAGGGCCAGAUCUAUGACGUGUCGCAGAGCAGGGUAUUUUAUGGACCGGGUGGACCCUAUGCACUGUUUGCUGGAAAGGAUGCUAGCAGAGCUCUUGCAAAGAUGUCUUUUGAAGAGAAAGACCUGACUGGGGAUACAUCUGGUCUUGGUCCAUUCGAACUCGAGGCUUUGCAGGAUUGGGAAUACAAGUUUAUGAGCAAGUAUGUUAAGGUUGGAACUGUGAAGAAGCCUGGUGAACCAGCAGAAUCUACAGACCAUGAUGUUGCUAAACCUGCUGAAGAUGGUCCAGCAGAAUCUACAGACCAUGAUGUUGCUAAACCUGCUGAAGAUGGUCCAUCAGAAAGCGCAGCAAUUAUAACUGAGGAAACUCCUGGCGCUGAUGCUGCAAAAGAGUAAUGGUUGGGUAUAUAUAUAUCUCAAGCGUGAAAACUUUGCAAAUCAUUCCUAAUGGAGAAGCAGAAGAAGAGUAAUAUUGGGUGCAUGUCUGUAUUUCAUGGAUCAUACACGUAAUUUGUAGGAAAACUCUCUUAUUAUAAGCACACUUGUUUCAAGUUUAGUUUGUUAAAUAAGGAGUUGGCGAUGGUAAGCCUCGGGGAUUCAGAGCCGCAACUUGUAUCUCCUUCGGUGUAUUUUAUUUGAUCGAGGAUUGUGGCAUAGAUCAAUUACAUGUAUGGAGUUGUCUUCUGCUUCUUUAUAUGCAGUUAUAAUUGAGACUUUUGUUCCCUUUA
Messenger RNA from Alnus glutinosa, 1071 nucleotides. Its product is annotated as membrane steroid-binding protein 2-like. The transcript has 2 exons. The record is from RefSeq and is a predicted model, not a curated record. The coding region runs from base 71 to 739 and encodes 222 amino acids. Gene Ontology annotation, cellular component: endomembrane system; membrane. NCBI's taxonomy places the organism in Eukaryota, Viridiplantae, Streptophyta, Magnoliopsida, Fagales, Betulaceae.